Messenger RNA from Aphanomyces astaci, 1194 nucleotides. RefSeq lists its product as hypothetical. Lineage: Eukaryota; Oomycota; Saprolegniomycetes; Saprolegniales; Verrucalvaceae. The record is from RefSeq and is a predicted model, not a curated record. The transcript has 2 exons. Gene Ontology annotation, molecular function: Rab geranylgeranyltransferase activity. The coding region runs from base 6 to 824 and encodes 272 amino acids. Gene Ontology annotation, cellular component: Rab-protein geranylgeranyltransferase complex. Gene Ontology annotation, biological process: protein geranylgeranylation.
GUUAAAUGGAACCCGCUUCGAUUUUAUUCGAGAUGACAACGCCACAGCAGCAUGACACGUUCUUCCUCGCGACGCAUCUGAAGUACUUGGCCAAUCUGUCCAAACAGAAAGAGAGUCUGGAGAGCUGCCUCAGCGAACACUUGCGCGUGUCGGCGUUCUACUGGGCGGCGGGAAGUCUCUGUGCAUUGGGCAAAGCCCACCACAUUCCGGACGAGCUCAUUCAAUGGCUUCUGGCAUGCCAGCACCCUAACGGCGGCUUCGGCGGGAAUGUGGGCCACGACCGACACUUGCUUUACACGUGUCACGCAGUGCUUUCGCUUGUGAUGUUGGGGAAGGAAGACCACAUCCUCGCGCAAGAAACCACCGACUUUGUCGUGUCGUUGCAGCAGCCGGACGGGUCCUUCGUCGGCGAUAUCCACGGCGAGGUCGACACCAAGUACACGUACUGCGCGUUGAGUGUGCUGAAGAUCCUCAAGCAAGAGCAUCGCAUCAACAUGGACGCCGCCAUGGCACACAUCAAGACAUGCCAGAACUUUGACGCAGGGUUUGGCAACAUCCCCGGCUGCGAGUCGCACGGCGGUCACAUUUUCACGGCUGUGGGUGCGCUUUCUAUGGGCCACCAGCUUGAUAAGUACGUGGACGUGGACAGUUUGGGCUGGUGGCUCUGCGAGCGGCAAUGCGAUUCCGGUGGUCUGAACGGCCGUCCUGAAAAGCAAGCCGACGUGUGCUAUAGCUGGUGGAACAUUUCGUGUCUUGUCAUGAUGGGUACACACACAGAUAUAUAUCAUUUAUUUCUCGUCUCUCCACUAUCAUGUGACGCGUAGGCAAAUUGCACUGGAUCAACAAGGACAAGUUGAUUCAAUUCAUAUUGAACUGCCAAGACAAGGAUGACGGCGGCAUCGCCGACCGCCCCGGCAACGUCAGCGAUAUCUUCCACACGUUUUUCGGCAUUUGCGGCCUCAGCAUGCUCGGGUACUUUGACGACCAGCCAGCAUUUGCCGCCAUCAAGAAGGUCCACCCUGUCUUUGCCAUCCCGGACGCGGACGUGGCCCGACUGGGGCUCACGGCGCAGAUCAUCUUGUAGGCUGCCCCUAACGACAAUGCAUGCAUACUUUGGUCUUGGCUUCGCUAAAAGGACAGCAAGCUUCGACGCAGUACAUGACCACAACGACGACUUGCGACCGUAUCGCUGCG